AGCUUGGUUCAAGCAAAGUCGCGUCGGCAUCGGUCGCACAAAGAGGAGGUGAUGUCUGACCUUUUGGACCUAACCGAGGAGAAGAAAGACGAUGUGAUCGACCCUUUAGCUGCUGGGUAUCCUUCUACCUCCACCUCCGCGGAAGCUCCUGCCCCGGCGGCCCCUGCGGCGGCCCCUGUGGCGGCAGAACCUGCAGCAGCUCCGGCCGCAGCAGCCGCGGAAGACGAUGACUGGGGGGACUUUGCCUCUGCACCAUCUGCCGCAGCUCCUGUGGCAGAGGUGGCAGGCACAAAACCAACUGUCAAGGAAGAGGUGUCCUUCGAUCCCAUUGCGGAGAAGAGCGCUGACCCCUAUAGCAACCUCGAAACCAUGGAGCAGAAGAAGAAGAGCGACGACAACCUGAUCCACUUUGGAAGUCUAGAUGAAUUUGAUCCGGUGGCGCAUCAGUUUGACACACCGGGACAGAAGGCUGCAGCAGAAGCGGCUUCUGCGGAGGCGGGCGACUUCAACCCCAACUCUGGCACACAGGCAACGGGAGAUGGGGGGGACCUGUUGGGCUUGGGCGGCGCGGCAUCUUCCUCAGUGGAGGAGCCUGAUAAGAAGAUGAUCUUCGUGUACCACAAGGGUGAGAAGAACUGUGUUGGAUGGUAUUCAGAUAUGAAGCCUGAGGACAUCAAAGAGGCCAUCCUUUGUGCCUGUGACGCGAUCAUGGAUGGAGGCUUUGUGCUGCGGGAGGUGCAGCUGGGAGAUGAUGAAGAGAAGGCUGAGCCUAGGGAGGAUGGGCAAGUCUUCGAGUUUGAGCAUUUCCACCAGUUGCAGAAUGGGCAGACCUACGCCAUUGAGGCUGCCGGGGAGCGGGAAGACCUGAAAAAGAUCACAGGCGAUCGCUUCCGACGGCUCAAGGUGCAGAUCGAUCCCAAGCUCCACGUCGAGGCGGUCAAGGCCAUUGACCGCAUGCGGCGUGGUGCCAACCUUCUGAAGCACACGCACUACGGCUUUCCUCAUCUCCGGCAGUUCCAGUUGAGCGACGACACGAAGCGCCUCAUCUGGUACUCCGGCGCGAAGAGGAAAGAAGACUCCAUGGUUAAUUUGGACGAGGUAGUGGAGAUUAAGCUGGGCCAACAGACGCCAGUCUUCCUGCACUAUCGCUUGCCGAUGCUGGAGCACUUGUCCUUUUCGAUCAUCUAUGGUCCCAAAGGUUCUAAAACCUUGGACCUCACCUGCAAAGACGAGUUCGAGUUCGACCACUGGGUCACAGGGCUCAAGGCCAUCUUCUACUCCUCCAAGAACAAGCAGAUCUCCAAGGAGGCGCUCUUGGCGCAUUCCAAGCGCUUUCAGAAAGCCAUGGAAAAGAACAACGUUGGAAUCAAAUUGACCAAGUUGCCCGAAGUCAAGGAGAAGGGCCAUGUUGGCCUUGAUGAUUGCAUUGAGAUCGUCACUCACACACCGCAGCAGUUGGACACGAAGAUGGAACGUCUCAGGGAACGGCUCAAGACGAUGAGUCAACAGGUUUCCCGAUUGGAUCAUCAUUCGGCAGCAGAGAUGGAGGUGGACUUGUCGCUGCUGACAGGUCAGGGUCCGGCCUAUGCGAGUGUCUUCGUACAGGAUGAGGAUGCUCAGGAUGAAGAGAUGGAAAUUCGACGAAUGCAUGAAUUGGUUGAGCAGACCACCCAGGUGCUACAGCAGGCGCGAAAUGAGCUCAUCGCUCUGAACCAGCGCCAGCGCUCCGAAUCCUCCGCCGGCAACACGGAGGCCAAAGCCAAGAAGAAAGAGACCGCCGCCUGCAAGCACAUCGACCAGCUCCUGUGGAAAGCGGAAGUGGACCUGGAGAAUGUUGAAGACAUGUAUUUGCGGCACAUUGACAACCAGAAGGAGACCUACUCCUUAGCCGACUUCAACCAGAGAGUGUCCAGAACUUUCUCCGAGAUCGAGGAGAGCAUAAACAAUCAGUUCGACUCCAUCAAGUCUUUCUUUUUGAGGUUCCUGUCCCGAGUGUGAUUUCUUUUCAUAAUCCCGCAUUCCAAGAGCUUACUUUGAGAUAGAUGAUGACAACUGGGGGUCAAGAGCUCAAGUACCCCAUCAAAUCAGCUUGAAGCUUAUUUUGCAGAAGACACUUUCUCGAACUCAGAAGCAGGCUUGUUUUUUCAGAAGCCUUACACAGAUAUGGGAGAUCACAGUGUAUGCACCUCGCAGCAAAACAGAGUCUGUAGCAAAACCAGAGUCCCCCGGAGCGGAGCGAAGUGCUGAACUGAGUGUUUCGAUGGAGGGUGGUUUGCUUUGACCCACAUGCUUGAUUUCCCCUAUAUAGAUUGAACAUGCCGUUUCCCCAAGAUUCCUUGCCUUUCAUGUUGAUCAUAUUGGCGAAUGGGAGGGCUGGAGACAGGCGAAUCUUUUGCUUUUCGUAAGUAAGGCAGCAUUCGGCUUGCGCAGCUUUUCCUAAUCUGAAAACAGAUGGGCUCUUCAGCUGGUGAAUGAUGCAUCUGCCUUGGAGGUAAGUGUUAAAGAGGUGCGACUUGCUCAGCCUGGUGCUCAGCUGGCUGAGAGCUCGAGAUUUGGAGAGUCACUUCGAUCACAUUUCGUUCCAAAGGGUCGAAUAGAUCAGUUCGUAGCAGGAUGUGAGAUGAGGUGCUCUUUCAUUUUUUUCGUACCGUGUAGGGU
Durusdinium trenchii is the source of this 2658-nucleotide messenger RNA. NCBI's taxonomy places the organism in Eukaryota, Dinophyceae, Suessiales, Symbiodiniaceae. The record is from the annotation of a GenBank genome assembly.